GAGGUCGAGGUCCUCUGGGCAUUCUGGGAGUCCCGUGCAGGACACCAUCGAAAUGCGGCGUCGAGUUCAUUGCAAUCCCCUGCGUCGACGGAUUCCCCGACGACACAGUUUGUCAAGACGGAUGCAUAUUUGGCCACAGAGAUAUUCACCACGGUUCCGGACAU
This is a messenger RNA of Perkinsus marinus ATCC 50983, 164 nucleotides long. RefSeq lists its product as hypothetical. Lineage: Eukaryota; Perkinsozoa; Perkinsida; Perkinsidae. The transcript has a single exon. The annotation marks the transcript as partial. The record is from RefSeq and is a predicted model, not a curated record.